This is a messenger RNA of Betta splendens (Siamese fighting fish), 5312 nucleotides long. RefSeq names its product solute carrier family 25 member 14 (gene slc25a14). Gene Ontology annotation, cellular component: mitochondrial membrane. The record is from RefSeq and is a predicted model, not a curated record. The transcript has 8 exons. Gene Ontology annotation, biological process: mitochondrial transport. The coding region runs from base 117 to 1094 and encodes 325 amino acids. Lineage: Eukaryota; Metazoa; Chordata; Actinopteri; Anabantiformes; Osphronemidae.
AACUAAUACGACGGCUCUGUUGGCGGUGUUCAACACAGCGGUUUCUCUUUCCGGCGCAGUACGCUGGGAUGCUGAUGCUGGGAAGCCUCGUUGAUCUGUAGCAUCAUUAGGACUCAAUGUUUUUCGACAUGUUGUAUUGUCUGAAGUUGCAGCACUGUGUUGACCUCUGUCUGGGCGGCCUACUCUUGUUUUUAGCGGGGCUGCAGCAGGUGGAAGCAGCCGCCGCCGCGGAGAUGUCCAACUUAAACUGGAAGCCGUUCAUCUACGGAGGGAUGGCCUCGAUUGUCGCAGAAUUUGGGACAUUUCCUAUUGACUUAACUAAGACCCGGCUUCAGGUCCAGGGGCAGUCCCAGUACACAGAGGUGCGCUACAGAGGCAUGUUCCAUGCCCUCUUCAGGAUUGGCAAAGAAGAAGGAAUUCGGGCACUUUAUUCUGGGAUUUCCCCUGCUCUUUUGAGACAAGCGUCUUAUGGGACUAUUAAGAUAGGAACCUACAACUCCCUGAAGAGGCUGUUUGUCAGUCAUCCAGAAGAUGAGACUAUGGUCAUCAAUGUUUUCUGUGGUGUUGUGUCUGGAGUCCUGUCGUCCUCUCUUGCCAACCCUACUGAUGUCCUCAAGAUCAGAAUGCAGGCACAGGGCAGCCUGCUUCAAGGCAGCAUGAUGUCCAACUUCAUUAACAUCUACCAGACAGAGGGAACCCGGGGGCUGUGGAGAGGUGUCAUUCCUACAGCACAGCGUGCAGCCAUUGUUGUUGGGGUGGAACUUCCUGUCUAUGACAUAACAAAGAAGCACCUGCUUCGCUCUGGCCUCAUGGGAGACACUAUUCUGACGCAUUUCAUUUCAAGUUUCACGUGUGGCUUGGCGGGGGCGCUGGCCUCCAACCCUGUCGACGUGGUCCGGACCCGCAUGAUGAAUCAGCGAGUUCUGUCAGGAAACCCAUUAUACAAAGGAACACUGGACGGAGUGAUGCAAACUUGGAAGAACGAGGGCUUUUUUGCCCUCUAUAAGGGGUUCUGGCCUAAUUGGCUGCGACUUGGGCCUUGGAACAUCAUUUUUUUCAUCACCUUUGAGCAGUUGAAGAAGCUUCCAUUUUAACAGGAGCAGAAUAUUGGACCUCAGCGGUCUACUAGACUGUGUGGGGAAAAGUGGGAUGUGAGCACGACAGCACCUGAUUUGACAAGUAUAAUCAGUCUCCUUUAAUCCACAUCAGUAAUACAGCACACACUGUCUCUACUCAUGAUUAUCCAAAUUAAGUUUUUAUUUCUUUAUAUUGCCCCUAGUUCUGUUUUCAUACAGUUUUAAGGACCUAUGCUUUGAUGGUUACUCCCACCCUUUGUCACCUUUGACACUCCCCAGGCAGCUAAGCUAAUUGUUUGGUUGUAUAUGAAGAUUGAUUCUUUUUUCUUUUUGAAUUGAGAUGUUGAGAAAGGUGGAGUUUGCCACUGGGGUCUGGGUGAGUGGAAACCCAAGUAAAAAGGAUGUUUAUGAAUGUUUGAUUUGAAGAAGGUCAAUGAAUUCAGUACUGAGCCUCUGGGUUGUUAGUCUAGACAUUUGUGACUAAGCACUUUGUGAAGCUUAAAAUUUAAGACUUGAUGUGUGGGAACCCUGUAAUUUAGGGGGAAAAUGCAAUGCAUGAAUAAUCUCGGCAAGAAAUGUUGAGGAAUUGCAUGAAUGGUACAAAAGACAAAGUGACUGUUACUGUACUGUAGUUACACUGAGAACAAACUACACUCUUUCAUUAAGGAACAGUGUAGAAAAAAUGCUCAGCAGCAGAUAAGUUCGGGUUUGUGUUGAACAUGAUACAGCACCACAUAUUGUGAUUUUAGUCUCGGUACAAUGUCACAAACCAGAGACACAUUUUACCCUUCUCCAACUCUGAAAUAAUGAGGAACAUAUAGAAGCUUCUAUUCUCAACAAAGUGACAUUUUUAAUUAUUAUUUAUUGUUGGGCUGAAUCCAGGUUCGUCACACUCAAAGAAGUUCAGUCUGCUGCAGUAUUAGGAGUUCAUGACUUACGAGCAGGAUUUUAAUGAUCCAGUACUGUACAAACUCUCCCACACAGUUAAUGUGCAUGUAUUUAAUCUUCAGCAUGUUCACAUGUACAUAAGUUGCUUUGUGCUGUUUUUUUCUGUCAUGGUGGGAAGGAGGUCGCUGGUGUUGCUGGUAUACUAGUUCUUUAUGCCAAAUGUUUCUACCAGUCUAGCUUCUGCUUAUUGCAGGUGGGCUUCAUUUGGAUGCUGCAUCUCCUGUAAAAUUUGGUUUGCAGAAGCCUGGAGUAUUGGGGAGGCGAUGCAACUGAAUACAGUGCUGUGACAUCUAUGACAUGUUUCUGCAAGUCACAUUCACUAAAAUCAGUCAGUAGAAAACAAACCCAAUUUAUUUGUUCAGUAUUUCUUAAACAUAAUUGCAACAGAUUCAAUUUUAUUUAUUAUAAUAUAUAAUUUAUUAUUAUUUGCAAAUAUGAAUUUCCUUGUGUUUUGACUUCAGGACACAUAUAAAUAACUUAUCCCUCACAUAUACGUCCAAUCCUUUCUAAUGACCAUUCUUUUUAAUGUAAAAUUAUGUAAAUUAUUAACCUACUGUUGGAACAUUUGAUUAAUUUAAAGGAGAAUACAUUUUACCAGAUCACAGCAGGUCAUCACAUCCACUGCAGAAUCCAAAAUGAAAGUGUUUCCAGUCUAAAUGUAAUCUCUAUUAUAUUUACUACUAUUAUGAUGUUUUGUAUUCACCAAAGCAGAGUAAGUUGUUCAUUACCAUUUGAUCUUCUGAUUUUCAUGACAGUCAAGUGUGUCAUGUUCAUCACACCAGCUUAAGUUGGUGCUCGCUUUGUUCUCCCACUGUGCAGCUCAGACCACAGGUAGAAAAUAGUGUCAGACUUCAUUCAGCCUUUCUUAGACUGAAGAGUCUUUGAUUGUGUUUGACGCUUGAGCGCAGCUUGUUGUAAAUUGUGUCGAAUGUGUCUAAUAGGAUUCUGUUAUGAUGAAGUCCUGGACGAGUUGCACUGUUACAGCCUUAUGUUUUAAUCACAUUGUGGGAUUAGUUUAGAUUAGAUUAGAGACUUUUAGCAGAGUUUAGCUUGUUUAGGAGAUGUGUUCCGUUACCUCAGUCCUCAUGCUUUACUGAGCCGUUUAAACCGUCCAUGAACUGUUUCUCAUAGUUGUAGAGCGCAGACCCACUGCCAGCCCCACUUCAUCUGUCAAUGUUUCUUUCCUGUAAAGCUAUGUUGUCGUCCUGACCAGUAACCUUAAGUUGUCCACUUAGCUUCAGGUGACAACAGGUCUAAGUGCAGCGAUGCACUGAGCCCAGUGACGAUUUUAGGAAUACGACUAUUGUGUUUAGUUUUGGAUUUAAAACAUAAAUAUCAAACAUCUGAGAAGAGUUGUUGGAAACCUGUUUUGACAUGUAGACAUCAAUUUGUUUAUUUUUAAACAUUUUUAAAUAUGCCUUUUUCACCUGGCUUCCGAUAUUUUCACACACAACCCAAAAACAAUGGAAGGUGAAUUUUCUCCUACAGAGUGAGUAAAAAAAAAAAUCACGUUCAUCAAACAUUUACAUUCUUUUGAGUCAGAUGAUAAUCAGCAGGUGUGCUAUUGUGUACUCUUUUUUAUUGUACUGUAUUCAUCUAUUUUGAAAGUGGGGGUAUGUUCUCAUCUUUUCUUUUUAUUGUUACAUCAACAGGGUGUAUUCACUUUGUGUUUCAUGUUAAGAACUGUCCAGCCUUUAAAAUGUCCAAAGGUUUUAGUUUUUCAGUUUUCACUUGAAUGUCCUGUAGUUUAACUUGUGUGUUGUGGGAGAUGUAAUUUCUACAAACAGAUUGUAGAAGUAUAUGUUUAAAAAUGUUUCAUUUUUAAGCUCAUGUUGAUUUUUAUGUAUUUGAAAUUAUUUGGAAGUUUUGCUUUUUAUGUUGAUGCCUUACAGUGAUUUAUUUAUAAUAUAAUCAGUUCUGCUGAUGCUGCUUUUCAUUCCUGCUUUGAUUUCUUUAUAAAAGCGAUUCAUGCUCAAGCUGCCAUGUUUUUUUUUUCCUUUUUAUGAUAUAUUUUAUUUGAUCUGAUCUAAUUUAUCGAUUUCAUUUGCCAAAAUGUGAGCUCCCCCAAAGUCCAAAACACAUGUUGGGUUUAUGUGCUUCAGCAUGUUUUGCAGCCAGCAACCAGCUUCAAAACACUGCAUUCUCUCUGUGUAGAUUAAGCAAACUAUUAAUUUCCAUUCAUUUAGUUUAUUAAUUUGUAGAAAUUAGUUCAUGAAAUGAUGCAUUAAGAUAAAAUGCAUCUUGUGUUGUUACCCCACAGUAAACACUGAUAUUUUUCAUCAUUCAAUGACAGAAAAGGAGCCUCUGGUUUUCUAUCUCGUUAGCUGCAGCUAGUAGAUAAGUAGAUAAACGUCUGCCCUUGGCUUUGAAAGGUUGAUAGUAUGAUAUUUCAUCAAGGACAACACACUGGUGUUUCUAUGAACAAUUCAACUGUCCAGUUUUCAUGAUCAGAUGGUUUUCACUGAUGAUGAUGCCACGGUUGUACAGUUUAUGGUGAAGAUGGUGCUUGUUAAGCAGUCAAUGCUGGAAACAGACAGCUUUUUCUCCUGCUUUUGUUUAAGUUGGUAGAUAACACACAGCUUAAGUUGUUGGUUUGUCUCCAGCUGUGUAAUAUCACACUCCAGGAAACGGUUACACAGGUGGUAUUGGUAGCGCUCCCAUGAUAUUAAAUGUUACUGUAGUUGAGAGAAAAUGUUUUAUGAUAUCUGAUUGAAGGUUUUCUCCUUUCAUUUAAUCACAGCAAUCAUCCAUUUCACAGAAUAUUCACUUUCCCUUAGAACAUUAUCUCUUUCUGUUUUGAUCAUUUUCAUUGAUCUGAUUUUCAUUGAUUUUAUGAUUAAAUGGUUAAAUUUAUGUAAAAACCAGGAUGGGUGAAAUGUUUGUCUUAUUUUGAAUGUUCACUAAGAUUUUAAGGAUUAUUUCAUCUAUUAAAGGCCAAAGUUGUGAAAUCUACAAACAAAUCAGGUUUUUGAGACGCCAUUGGUCACAAGCUACAGUUCAGUCCAAAUGUGUCAUCAUUCUGAAUUUUUAGGGGGGCCAUUGUUUGUCCACAGAUUGUGUGCCAGUCAAGUCUUUUUGUUAAUGAUGUUAUCACUUCUACUGAGCUUGUGCUCUCCAGUCUCCGCUCAGCUUGAUAUCUACAGCCUCUGUACUAUUUUACUUUAUGAAUUUCUAUGGUGGUGCACCAUAUUCAGGUACAAAGUACUACAUUUUUAUGUGAAUGAAUAAAUUGGCUUUAUUAUUUUUUAAUUCAGUGAUCACUCAAAUAAAAUAUAACGUGCUGGUUUC